GCCCCGGGGCUCUCCCGCCGCCAUGUUCGCCCUGCAGCGCAACGCCCUCAUCGGCUUCAACCUCUACUGCGGCGGCGGAGGGGGGCCCGGGGGCCCGGCUUCGCCCGGGGGGGACCCGGCCCCGUCGCCCCCUUCUUCCCCCCCCGGCCCCGCCGCAGCCCCGGGGCCGGUACCGGGUGCCCCCUGCUCGCUCCUUUUUGGCCCCGGGGCCCCUCCCCGCUCGCCCUUCGGUGCCGCCGCUCCCCGCUCGCCGCCGUUGUGGAGCCCCGAGGAGGAGCUGGACGGUUGCGAACCCGAAGCCGAGCGGGGACCCGGCGGGGAGUCGAUGCCCGGCACCCCCCCGGAGCUACCGACCGACGAGCUGAGGCAGGACUCGUUAGAGCUCAUCCUCCGGUACCUCCGGGAGGCGGCGGGGGAAACGGAACCGGGCUUGAAAAAGUUUUUGCCGGGUCUUUUGGGGAGGCCCGGGGGGGCGGGGGACGGCGUGAUGGAGAAAGCGCUGGAAACCCUGCGGAGGGUCGGGGACGGAGUGAUGGAGAAACACGAGCUGGCCUUCCAAGGAAUGCUUCGCAAGCUGGAAAUCAAGAAGGAGGAAGACCUGCAGUCCGUGGGUGAGGUGGCGGCCCACGUUUUCAGCGACGGAGUGACGAACUGGGGGCGAGUCGUCACGCUCAUCUCCUUCGGUGCCUUUGUCGCCAAGCACCUGAAAAGCAUAAAGCAGGAGAAGUGCAUCGGCUCCUUGGCCAGGAUCAUCACGGACGCGCUCGUCUCAUCCAAGCGCGAGUGGCUGCUGAGCCAGGGAGGCUGGGAGGGCUUCGUCGACUUCUUCCGAGUGGAAGACUUAGAAGGCAGCAUCAGGAACGUGCUGAUGGCGUUCGCAGGAGUGGCAGGACUGGGAGCGAGCUUGGCCUACAUGAUCCGGUGAGCCCCGGCACGCUGCAGAGGUGCGGAACUCUGGGUGGCCCGGCUCUGCUUGGAGCUGGCGAGCCGGUCACUUCCUCCUGUGCGUAUUUAUGAAGCCAGACUCGAGUGACCCUAGAAGAAUACCUAGGCAUCCCCUGAGCAAUCCUUUCCUACGAAGGAAGGCGUGUUCCAGUCAGAUUGAGGGUACCAACGAGGAUUAUUGCUUUGGGAGCAGCAAGCGGAAGAGUUGGUUGAUGAUCUGCUUCGUUUGAGAGCACGAGGACAGAAAGCCCGAGCGGGACCGCUUCAGUUUUACCCCGGCGGGAAGCAAUCCGCUCGGCGAGCCAGCGAGCGCCGGCGGCUCCCGUCUGGACUGAAGCCCUCCCGGGCUCGGCGCGGCGGCCGCGUGUGGAGCAGGCGCUUCAGAGCUGGCGUUUCUGGCGAGAGCAGCUCCUCCGUCGGAGCUUCGAGUGCCGGGCGUGGUGCGAGCCCGUCGCCGUCUCCUGAAGGAGCAGAGCCCGGGGUGCCCGCGCCGCCCUCGGGGGCUGUAACCAGGUGGCAGAGAGCAGCCAGGCGGGCAGACCGGGGCUGGCGCGGCGCGGUAACCGCAGGCAGCUGCAGCCCGGCCGGGCUGGCCUUGUCUGACUGCUCUCGCCGCGCCGCCGCGACUCGCCACACAGGCAGUUUAAAAAUAGGGAGUGCACUUGUGGGUAUUUAAAAAAAACAAAAAAACCGAACCACGGGCUGGAGAAAGCUGUAAAGAACCUGUAAAUACUUCCAAGCUGUAGGAUAUGUACAUAUUUUUUUUUACAGAGCUAACAAUGCGAAGGCGGGGGGGUUGAGCGUGACGGAGCUGCUUACGGGCGCGCUGUACUUCACCCCUCGUGAAGUAGCGUGGUUGUGGCGAAGCCUUCGGCCUCGACUCCGAGUGAGCCCUUCACAGAUGCACUCGAGCCAAAUUGCCAGGGAGCGCAGCAAGGAGCUGGGGGCCUGGGGGGCGCGCGUUGUGCCCACAGCUUGCUGGCAGCAGUUGGUGUUCCUGUUUUUUUAUUUUUAUCUCUUUUUUUUUUUUUUGGUUUUUCUAGUUCUUCUACUAGACGGGGGAACUGGGGAAGUUGGUAUCAGUUACUUCCUUCUCUCCCCUCUAAUUUUGAUCCCGUAAGCAGCGAGUCGAACGAAGCUGGUGUUUGAAUGUAAGCGUUCUGCAGCAGAAUCCAAAACCCGGCGCCUCCCCCAGGGCCAGCCCCGCCUGCUCCAACCGUGGAUCGGUUGGGUCCUGGGGCAGCUCAGCCCCGCAGAAACGGGUUCCUGAGCAGUGAGAGGGGAGAGAAGGUGCCCACGGUGCUUGACCCCGCGGCCUGAGCGGUGCCCCACGGAAACGUGAGCGGGGAGCUGGAGGGCAGUGGUCGCCAGGCCUGCUUGUGUGCUGAGCAAGCACUUAGUUUUGUCAAUAAAUGUCUUCACUUCAA
Molecule: messenger RNA, 2372 nt
Organism: Cygnus atratus (black swan)
Lineage: Eukaryota; Metazoa; Chordata; Aves; Anseriformes; Anatidae
Gene: MCL1
Product: MCL1 apoptosis regulator, BCL2 family member
Exons: 3
Coding region: 23-925 (300 amino acids)
Biological process (GO): intrinsic apoptotic signaling pathway in response to DNA damage; extrinsic apoptotic signaling pathway in absence of ligand; mitochondrial fusion
Cellular component (GO): mitochondrial outer membrane
Molecular function (GO): protein heterodimerization activity; protein homodimerization activity; channel activity
Source: RefSeq, a predicted model, not a curated record